AGUUAACAAAAUGUAUUAUGACAUUGCUUUGUGUCGAGGUAAACCCUAAAUCGUAAUUCAUUUUGCACAAUUCUAUAUAAAAUAAUAAACAAUUGUUAAUAAAAACUUUACUCCAUGCGUUUAUAAUUAUUUUAAUCAGAUAUAUAAAAACUGUAAAUUUAAAUUCCAAUUGUUAGAAAUUUAAACUCUCUGUGAAAAUAAAAACAGGAGUUCGAAAAUGACGGAACCAAAAGUUGAAGUCGUAAUAUCUGGUAUUGGAGGCCUUUUCCCGGAAUGCAACAAUUUGGAUGAACUGAAAAAUAUGCUGUUUGACAAAAAGAAUGGAGUGACUUCAGAUAGCAGGCGAUGGACACCCGGAACACUAGGAACACCACAUGGAGUUGGUAAAAUAAAAACUCCCGAAAAAUUUGACAAUGUAUUUUUUGGUAUACAUAGAAGAAUGGCUGAGAGUUUGGAUGCUUUAACUAGACUCAGUUUGGAAAGAUCUGUGGAAGCAAUAGUUGAUGCAGGAAUAAAUCCAGCUGAUUUAUCCGGAACCAAUACUGGUGUCUUCAUGAAUUCUUGUGUUAGUGAAUCAGAGUUUUUUGAAGUUUUUGAUACACAUCAAAAAGGGUUUGGUCUUUUAGGCCAUAACAGAGCAAUGCAAGCAAACCGGUUGUCUUAUACACUUAACUUAAAUGGACCUAGUUACACAACUGAUGCAACAUGGAUUGGUGGAUCACAAGGUAUUGUGAGAGCUAAAAGAAUGAUUGAAGAUGGAGUAAUAAAUGCAGCAAUUGUCGGAUCAUGUAAUUUAUGCUUGAAUCCUAAUAUAUCUCUUCAACUGGAAGGAUUAGGAAGAUUAACAAAGACAAACGAAACUAGGUCGUUUAGUGAUGAUGCAAAUGGAAUGAACAGAGCUGAAUCUUGUGUAGUAGUGCUGUUGCAGAAGUUAUCUGAAGCAAAACGUUCUUACGGAACUAUACUAGGUGCGACUGGUAUAUUUGGAGAAACAGAUGAUUUAUUUUGUCAUUAUUCUGAUCACUUAUAUAAAGAAAUACUAUUAAAUGCUUACAAAGAAGCUAAUAUAGAUCCGGCAAAAGUUGCGUAUAUCGAAGGUGAAGGGUUAGGCAUUAAGAAAAUAGAUGCAAUGGAACUGAACAUUUUGGGUGAGGUAUUCUGUACCCCAAAUAGAAUAGAACCAUUAAAAGUCGGUUCCGUAAAGAGUAAUGUCGGGCAUUGUGAAGCUACUUCAAGUUUAGUGUCAAUAGCUAAAGCGCUUAUUGUUUUAGACUCGGGAUACAUACCACCAAAUAUAAACUAUUCAGAGCCAAACCAAUCUUGUCCAGCUCUUUUGUCUGGAAAAUUGGAAGUUGUCACUGAAAAAACUCCAUUGAAAGGUGAAAUAGUUGGUAUUAGCUCAUUUGGUUUGUGUAAUUCUUUCAGUCAUAUAAUUUUAAAACAAAAUAAGAAAAUUAAAACAAAAGCUUAUGAAAUUGGAGAAAUAUUUGAAGACGGUUUACCACGAAUUAUAUAUGUAUCCGGUCGAAACGAAGAAGGUGUUAUCCAGUUUUUAGAGUGUAUAAAAAAUAGAAAUAUGGACGAAGAGUUUGCAGCUCUUUUACAAAGCGUUUUUUAUAAAUCUAUGAACGCUCAUUACUACAGGAGCUUCACUAUAAUCCCAGACAAAAAUGAUGGAUCACAAGAAGAAAUAUCGUACCUUCCAGCGAUAAUAAAACGGCCUAUUUGGUUUGUAUUUUCUGGAAUGGGAUCACAGUGGAAUGGUAUGGGAAAACAGUUAUUAAAUAUUCCUAUAUUUGCUGAAUCAAUACGCAAAUGUGAAGCUAUAUUAAAGCCGAAAGGUGUUGAUCUCAUUGACAUUUUAACAAACGAAGACCCCAAACUUUUCGAUAAUAUACUAAACUCAUUCGUUGGUAUAGCUGCCAUACAGAUAGGUUUAUUUGACGUGUUGAAGAGCAUUGACGUUGUGCCUGAUGGCAUUAUUGGUCAUUCAGUCGGCGAAUUGGGAUGCGCCUAUGCUGAUGGUUGUUUCACUGCGGAGCAAAUGAUACUGGCUGCGCAUGCAAGAGGUAGAGCUUCGAUAGAGACUAAACUCGUCGAUGGGUCAAUGGCUGCGAUAGGAUUAGGGUACAAUGCCAUUAAAGAUAGGCUUCCACAUGAUAUCGAAGUUGCUUGUCACAAUGCGUCUGACAGCAGCACUUUGUCUGGGCCAACGGCUAGCGUAUCGAGUUAUGUUGAAAAAUUGAAAUCAGAAGGAGUAUUUGCCAAACUUGUUAAUGUUUCUAAUAUUGCAUACCAUAGUCAGUUUAUAAAACCAGCUGCGCCGACAUUACUCAAGUAUUUGAAAGAAGUUAUUCCAGAACCAAAGCCUCGAUCAUCAAAAUGGGUGAGCAGCUCCGUACCUGAAUCCGAAUGGGGAAAUGAAGUUGCAAAGUACAGUUCACCUGAAUAUCACACUAACAAUCUUCUGGGACAAGUAUUAUUUGAAGAAGCUUCCCGUCAUAUACCCGAAGAUGCAAUUGUAAUUGAAAUCGCCCCCCAUGGGCUUUUACAAGCCAUACUUAAACGAUCAUUACCAGGAAAAGUGACAAAUAUAGCGCUUACACAUAGAAAUACAAAAGAUUCAGUCAGAUUCUUAUUAAGUGCUUUUGGAAAGAUGUAUAAUAACGGUAUGAGUCCUAACAUUGAAGCAUUCUACCCAUCAAUAAAUUAUCCAGUUAGCAGACAAACUCAAGCUUUACAUUCUAUAUUUCCUUGGGACCACAAAGAAGAAUGGUCAUUAAAGAGUAUGACGCAGAUAUCUUCAAGAAUUACAGGCGAAAGAAAUUUUACGUUACAUAUAAAUAAUGAACAUAUUUUAUUCGAUUACAAAAUCAAUGGGCGAUUUAUUUUGCCUAACUCUUUCCUUUUACUUCAAGUAUGGAAAUCAUUUAUAAUAAUUCAAAAUGAAUUAUAUUUUGAUGAGAUAAUUGCAUUUGAGGAAUUGAAUUUCCACAGAAAUAUUGAAAUUGCAGCAAAUGAUACAUUAGAAUUCUAUUCACUUAUACAAUGUGGAAGUGGUAACUUUGAAAUAUGCUUGGAAAAUGAAGUAAUAGUUUCGGGGAAAAUAUUACGACCAGACGCUAUUGAUAUGACUCCAAUAAAACCAAAGAUGAAGUACCUAGAUACAGUUUCUGAUUUACCACACAGUUCAAUUUCAAAACAUGACUUGUACUCAUUGUUGGAGCAUAAUGGAUAUGAACUCGGUGAACAAUUUAAGACCGUGACAAAUAUAGAUCUACAUUUUGAAGAAUAUCGAGGAAACGUAAAGUGGGACGGUGAUUGGAUGAAAUUCCUUAAUGGAAUUUUUACAUUUCUUAUUCACAAAAGUAUGGAAACCAACGACAAUCCAGCAGAUGUAUCAUUUAUUCGUAAAAUGUAUAUUGAUCCAUCUUAUUUUAAAGAUUCCAUGGGAAAAGAUGUUCCUAUUUAUUAUAAUUUUAAUGCUAACGAAAUAAACUGUGACGGGAUAUACAUUUUGCAUCCAGAAACCAAACCAUUUUCAAUAACCACAUUAAAUCCAUUUGAACUGCGAUUAGAAGAAGAACAAUUUGUACAAUUAAAUAAUCCAAAUUGUGAGAACGAAAUUAAUUUUAUCAAUAACUGUCUGCAACUCAUAUUUGAAUGUAAAAAAUUUCAAUCAAAUCCCAACAUGAAUAAUUUCAAAAUUUAUUACAGUAACAAUGAUAAAAAACUAAAUCAGUCCGUCACACUAGUGAAGCAAAUGCUUGACAUUCAGAUUGGAAUUCAACACACAAUUACGAGUUUAGAUAAAACUAAUCCGGAAAAGUUUAUUAACAAUGACCACAAUAUCAUAUUAUUACCAUAUGAUCAAAUGACAAAUGUUGUUUCUGUUUUAAAAAAUACUAAAAGAGUUCAUUUAUUGGUGUCAUCGAAAGAACCAAUGUCUAGUACCAAAGAAUGGAAUGUUAUUAUGCAACAACAAUUGAAUGGACACUAUUUGGUUUUGAUCAAAAAGAUCAAAGAAAUAAAAAUAAUUGGUGUAAAAUUGGAAAAUAUUUCGGACCUUCAAAAUUUUUUCGAAAACGUUAAAAAUUCUCUAGUAGAAUGUAAAAAAACAAAAAGUUAUCUUUACAUUUUUACGAAAGUCGUACCAUAUGUAAAAUUAACAAGAUUUAUGGAAGAAUUGUUACUUAAAAAUAAAUCAAAUAAGAUAAGAUUUGUUUUCUUAUUGGACAAUUCGGGUCCUGAUUUCAAUAUUGAUCAUACAUUUUAUGCUGAACAGUUGGGCAAACAAUUGUUUGUAAAUAUUUAUAAAGAUGGCAAAUGGGGAACCAUUGUCAGGAGUCUUGUUGACAAUUCCAGUCAUAACGUCUCCGCAGACAAAACGAUUGCGACUUACAUCAGUGAUCUCAAAUUAGAUGGCCUGAAUGUCAAGUACUUAGGAAUUAACUUCCAGGAUAUAUCUGUAAAUAAUAAUAUGAUAGACAACGAACUUGGUCCUUUGGAAUAUUCUGGGAAAACGAUUGAUGGUAAGAAGGUAAUGGGAAUUGCGCCAUUUGGAAAAAAUGCAUCUGAUCAAAUUUCACCGGAUCCACAUUUAGCAUGGAUAAUUCCAUCGGACCUGACGUUUGAAGACGCUGCUACUAUUCCGAUGUCUUAUUCAAUGGCAUAUUAUAUGCUGACUGUUUUAAAAAUAUCAGAUGAAAUAUUUGAAAAAACGAUGUUGGUAAAUGCUGGGUUCCACGCAGUUGGACAAGCAGCUAUUGCUGUAGCUAUAUCGUUAGGAUACUCUGUUUAUACCACAGUUGAAAAUAAAGAACAAUGCACACUACUUAAGAAUAAAUUUCCUUCGCUUCCGGAAUCCAGAAUUUUCUGUUAUUAUGAAAAUUUUGAAGUGAAACUUAAAAUGGCUACCAAGGGAAAAGGUGUAGCCAUAAUUGUAAAUUGUCUCCAAGGCCACGAUUUUUACGCAGCGGUUCGAUCAAUAGCAAAUCAUGGAUCAUUUUUUCAACUGACUAAAACUGCCAUGAAAAAUAAAGAAAAACUUGGACUGCUUGUUUUUUUGAAAUGUAUUACGUUUUAUGGUGUUAGUCUAGAUAGCCUGUUGGCAGAAUCUAGUGAAGUUAAACAGGACAUUCAGAAUGAAGUUCAAAAAGGAAUAGAUCUCGGUAUUGUCAAACCGUUUGAUAGACAAGUUUUAACUGGUCCUUGUUCAAGAGAACAAGCUAUACAAUCAUUGCACUUAUCAUCUCAAGGAGUAGAAUCUAGUCGAGUUGUGUUGGCUCUAGAAGAAGAAAAGACAUUAGGAAAGUUCUUAAAAGGAUCAGAUCUUGAGAAAUAUCAAUGCUAUUCUAAUCGAGUAUAUUUAAUUGUUGGAGGUAAAUAUAGUACUUGGAUCGAUAUUGCUGAAUGGAUAGUAAUGAGAGGAGCUCGAAAGAUUGUUGUGGCGUUAAAAAAAUACUCCAUGUCUACCACUGCAUCGAGGAGGUUUAAUUUACUUAUAUCACGCUAUCAAAAUGUUAUGAUACAAAUAGUAUCGGAUUCAAACUUGAACUCAAAGGAAGAUUUAAUUCUGUUAUUAAAUGAUACAACAGCAAUUUAUCCUCUUGGAGGAGUCUUUUUUGCAACGUUGAGUGAUGAAGAAUAUAAGAUACGCAACAUUCAAUAUGUCCUUGAAGGCGAUCCAUCUUUUAGGAACCUGAAACCUUUAUUUGUUUGUAUUAUGAGUGGUGGACAAAACACCUGUACAGAAUUAAGAGCAAACGGUGUUUGUCCAAAUACCAUUUGUCUUUCAUGGAGUUUAGUGACUUCGGAACCAGAUUUUUCUAAUAUAGUGCCAUCAUUAGAUAAACUUUUAUUAAGUGUCGAUAAAAUUUCUUCAUCUACAAUAAUAUGCACUGAAUAUGACAAGAAGUUGAUUGCAAGCAGAGAAUUUUAUUCGAAACUGAUUACGGAAUUGCCUGGUUCUAUUGAUGAACUGAACGCUUUUGGAGACACAAUUACGGAAGAAAUUGAUUUUAUAGAAGUGCCUACAAAGAGUCCCCGAUUUGCAGAUUCCAUAGGUUUGCCUGUGUUUAUCGUUACAGGAUUUCUGCCCCAAAGAAUGAAAACAAUUUAUGACAAUCUAAUUUAUCCAGCAUUCGAAGCAAGAUUGCCUGAAACUAUAGAGUCCAUUGAACACGUGGCGAGAAUACUCGUACAGAAACUCAAAUCGAUCACCAAAUGCGGUAAUGUUUCUCUAAUCGGUAUGUCUUGGGGGGGUGCUGUGUGUGUGUUGAUAGCACAACUGUUGGAAGCAGAUAACAUUGCAGUGAGCUUAACACUGUUGGAAGGUAUACCAAACGUAUUCCAAGAAUGGACGAAAAGUCUGCUUCAGUACGGAAGUAUUAAUUCUAAAUUGUUAUUGAACUAUUUUCAAAUCAGCAGUACGAUGGCCAGAGGAAUAUCUACGAAAAACGGUUGGAAUACAGAGUUACCUAAAGUGUUAUCGUCAAACAAAUUGUUGACCACUGAUAAAACUUUAAAGGCAUUGAAUGCAAUACGUUCUAGAUUAAGCACUUUGUUUGAAUUAAGACCACUUCCCAAUAGGAUAAUCGCAAAAGUCAAAGUGGUUUCUAGGACUAUUAACGUUGAAAAAUCAAAAUCCUAUAAACUAGAAGAAUUUUGUGUUCGAGACCCCGAAGUUAUUUUGUUUGAUGAAAAAGACUACGAAAAAAUGCUAUCUGAAAAGAAACUAUCUCAAUUUAUAAAUAAUAACAUAUUACACUAUCAUCCAGACACCAACGAAAUUCCAAUCACAGAAUUAUACAAACGCGCUGAACUUAAUGCUAUUGGUCUUUGUUUAAAUUGAAAGAAGUAC
Messenger RNA from Myzus persicae (green peach aphid), 6862 nucleotides. Its product is annotated as fatty acid synthase-like. Gene Ontology annotation, biological process: fatty acid biosynthetic process. Gene Ontology annotation, molecular function: oxidoreductase activity; fatty acid synthase activity. Bases 218 to 6853 code for a protein of 2211 amino acids. The transcript has 33 exons. The record is from RefSeq and is a predicted model, not a curated record. NCBI's taxonomy places the organism in Eukaryota, Metazoa, Arthropoda, Insecta, Hemiptera, Aphididae.